Molecule: messenger RNA, 657 nt
Organism: Pediculus humanus corporis (human body louse)
Lineage: Eukaryota; Metazoa; Arthropoda; Insecta; Psocodea; Pediculidae
Product: Charged multivesicular body protein, putative
Exons: 6
Coding region: 1-657 (218 amino acids)
Biological process (GO): late endosome to vacuole transport; endosome transport via multivesicular body sorting pathway; protein transport
Cellular component (GO): ESCRT III complex; multivesicular body
Source: RefSeq, a predicted model, not a curated record
AUGGGUCUGUUUGGAAGAACGCAGGAAAAAAGUCCAAAAGAUAUGGUCACAGAAUGGACUCAAAAAUUAAGAAAGGAAGGUUAUUCUUUAGACAGACAAGUUCGGGGUAUACAGAGAGAAGAAGAAAAAAUUAAAAGGUCAUUAAAGGAUGCUGCUAAAAAAGGUGACAAAGAUGUAUGUGUAAUUUUAGCUAAAGAAGUCAUAAGAGCGAGAAAAGCGAUUGGAAAAAUCCAAACGACAAAAGCCCACAUAAAUUCUGUUCAGCUUCAAAUGAAAAAUCAAUUAGCCACUCUGAGAGUAGCAGGUUCUCUUUCAAAGUCAACUGAGGUUAUGAAUGCCAUGCAAAAUCUACUUAAACUCUCAGAUGUCUCAGAUACAAUGAGGGAAUUGUCGAGAGAAAUGAUGAAGGCUGGAAUCAUAGAAGAAAUGUUAGAGGAAACAUUCGAAGGUAUGGAAGAUCAAGAUGAAAUGGAAGAAGAAGCACAAGAACAAGUGGAUAAGAUCCUGUGGGAAGUGACGCAGGGAACGUUGGGAAAAGCUCCUGCGGCCGUUACCGAUACUUUACCAUCCGCAGAACCCGCUGCGAGUACGUCGUACGAAGAAAACGAAGAGGAAUUGGACGAUAUGAGAAGUAGAUUGGCAGCACUGAGAAGUUAG